UUUUCUUAUCUUGCCGAUAAAUCCACAAAGCAAGCUAUUCUGUUGCUCCCAGAUGUCAUUGGGCAUCAGUCCAUUGAUUCCCAGUUGAUUGCAGACCAGCCUACUGCAAAUGGCUAUUUUGUAGUCAUGCUUGAUCUGUUUCAUGGCGAUCCAGUGAAGCUGAAC
This is a messenger RNA of Aspergillus wentii DTO 134E9, 165 nucleotides long. RefSeq lists its product as uncharacterized. NCBI's taxonomy places the organism in Eukaryota, Fungi, Ascomycota, Eurotiomycetes, Eurotiales, Aspergillaceae. The annotation marks the transcript as partial. The record is from RefSeq and is a predicted model, not a curated record. The transcript has a single exon.